GCAACACUUGCCUUUUUUGGAAUUUUUAGGGUCUGUUUGCAGUAGCUUCUGCUUUUAAAAAAAUGCUUUUUUUAAAGAAAUGGGGAGAAGUGAUUAAAUAAAAGUUGAUAGCGUUUGAGAAAAAAGUGAUUUUGAAAAGUAAAAGUGGGUAGUGUUUGGUAAAAUAAGUAUUUUUUGUGUGAUAGAAAAAGUAAAAGUACUUUUGACGCGGAAGUCGAGAAAAAUAAAAGUUGUAGUGUUUGAGAAAAUAAGUACUUUUUUAAAGUAAAAAACUGAGAAGUGCUUUUUAAAAGCAGUUGCAAACAGACCCUUAAAAUAAAUACAACACUUCCUUUUUAGGUAAUAAAAAUUAGCUAAUAUGACUACAAUACCCAAAACACUCAUUUCAUGGUUUGCUUAACAAUAAAUUCAACCUUCCAGUUUCCACCCUAUCCUACCAAUAUAUCGAGUAAUUAUUUUAACCUAUUUGCCAUAAAUCCUUUUAUGAAAUACGAUGAAAUUUCAUGGCCGAGAUAUAAAAGUUUUUCAUCUGCUGGAGGCCUGGAGCCAAUUUCUUCUUCAUCGGCAAUGACUUCCGUCCUCAUUGUCGUCGUUCAAAAUUUCUUGGCCAUCGACAGGAGAGAAAAGAAAACAAGUGAUUUGUCGCCUAUAGACGUCCUGGCCACUGUUCUAUCUCAUCCGGUGCAAAUUGCCGCCCUUGUCCAGAUCCUUGUUCAAAUUGACAUCAUCGCCGACGGUCUGAAGUAAAUCGAUGCUUCACCUUCUGACAACAGCACCGACUUGAUUACCGGUUCUGGAUCUGGAGCUCUCAGAGAAUAUACCGUGUGGUUCGUUGAUGUUGCUCUCACUUCAGUUUUAUGGAAAUUGAUAGAAUCGGGAAUCAAGAUAAAUGGCGAAGAAGAUGAAUAAAAAGAUUAGCCAUAGAAGAAGUAUACGGCCCAUGAACUUGCUGUCAGAAAGUCUGAGCAAAAGUAAAAUAGCCAACGGUCCAGACAAGGGCAUGAUAGGAACAAACAAGUUUUAUCCGAAUUCCUUAAAACAUAGGCCCACCUCUAAGGUUGCAUUUAAAACCUAACGGAGGGUAGCAUAUAAUAAUAAUUAUAAUAGUAAUAAUAAUAGUAAUAACAAUAUUAAUAAUAAUAAUUAAUAUAAUAAAAGUGAUAAAUCAUGUUUGAAUUAUUCUGAUCUGAUCUGAAUAUUUCUGAUCUGGUCUGAAUGUUUCUAGUCUGAUCUGAUGUGAAUCUUUCUGAUCUGAAUAAAAUAAGAAUAAACAAUAAGUAAUAAGAAUAAGACGAAGAUAACUGCUUCCAAGUAUCUUGCCAUUGAGGUAUUGAGUACUAAAAGGCGCGAAGAUUGAAUCAGAAAUUAUUAUACUCCCUCUGUCCCUUAAAACCUUUCCAACUUUCCUUUUUUGGAUGUCCCACUAAAUUUGCCACUUUCCCUUUUAAGUAAAGAAUUUGUGAUUCCGGUUAAUUAUCUCUCCUCUGCACAAAUCUCAACCACACAGUUUUUAUAUUAUUAAUUCCUGUGCCGGUCAAACUUGCAAAUUUUAAAAAACAGAGGUAGUAUAAGAAAUCAAGAAGUCUGAAAUUCUUUUUGGCAUGUUUGCAAUAAAAUCCCAAGUUCCAAUAAUUUCAAUGUAUGUGGGAAUAAGGGCUGCAAAACACUGAUAUAUACAGAAAAGAUUAGGUCCAGCCCUCCCAUGUCCAGCUGCUGUCCAAACUCCGCCGUUUGGAGCGGUUCCCGGUGGAAUUUUUCUGAUGAAAUUUUUUGAACAUGUUCUUCAUCAAGUCUAGUUUGUCCAUACCAAAUUUCAGUUCAAAAUUCAAUCGG
This is a messenger RNA of Cuscuta epithymum, 1833 nucleotides long. The record is from the annotation of a GenBank genome assembly. Lineage: Eukaryota; Viridiplantae; Streptophyta; Magnoliopsida; Solanales; Convolvulaceae.